This is a messenger RNA of Haliaeetus leucocephalus (bald eagle), 981 nucleotides long. RefSeq names its product non imprinted in Prader-Willi/Angelman syndrome 1 (gene NIPA1). Gene Ontology annotation, molecular function: magnesium ion transmembrane transporter activity. The record is from RefSeq and is a predicted model, not a curated record. NCBI's taxonomy places the organism in Eukaryota, Metazoa, Chordata, Aves, Accipitriformes, Accipitridae. The coding region runs from base 1 to 981 and encodes 326 amino acids. The transcript has 6 exons. Gene Ontology annotation, biological process: magnesium ion transport. Gene Ontology annotation, cellular component: membrane.
AUGGCGGGCAGCGGCGGGGUCUGGAGGCCGGCGCAGCCAGCCCAGCGCCCAAGUGGGGAGCAGCGAGGGGCUGGCACGGCGGGUGCAGCUCCCCGGGGUACCGCGGGUCGGUGGUCCGCUGUCAGGCCGGAGCACGGCGCCGGGGAGCCGGCUGGGCGGGCGGGCGCAGGUACUUCGUACUUAACGGAUAUCGUAUGGUGGUCUGGCACUAUUGCAAUGGCUCUGGGUCAAAUAGGGAAUUUCUUGGCUUACACUGCAGUCCCAACUGUGUUAGUGACGCCCUUGGGAGCUCUUGGUGUUCCAUUUGGGUCCAUUCUAGCUUCUUACUUACUGAAAGAAAAACUGAACAUUCUUGGCAAGCUGGGAUGUUUGCUGAGCUGCGCUGGGUCUGUUGUUCUCAUCAUCCAUUCCCCAAAGUCCGAGAGUGUAACAACUCAGGCUGAGCUUGAAGAGAAGCUUACAAAUCCAGUUUUCGUGGGUUAUCUCUGCAUAGUGCUGCUAAUGCUUCUCCUGCUUAUCUUCUGGAUAGCUCCAGCUCAUGGACCUACUAAUAUCAUGGUUUACAUCAGUAUUUGCUCUCUGUUGGGCAGUUUCACUGUUCCCAGCACAAAAGGCAUUGGGCUAGCUGCUCAAGAUAUCUUUCACAAUAACCCAUCGAGUCAAAGGGCUCUGUACCUCUGUCUGGUACUUCUGGCAGUAUUAGGAUGUAGCAUUAUCAUUCAGUUCAGAUACAUCAAUAAGGCACUGGAAUGUUUCGACUCCUCUGUGUUUGGUGCCAUCUACUACGUUGUGUUUACCACCCUAGUCCUGCUGGCUUCAGCCAUCCUUUUCAGGGAAUGGAGUAAUGUAGGAGUUGUAGAUUUCUUGGGAAUGGCUUGUGGAUUCACCACAGUAUCUAUUGGAAUUGUUCUUAUACAAGUCUUCAAGGAAUUCAAUUUCAAUAUCGGGGAUUUAAAUAAACCUAACAUGAAGACAGAUUAA